Molecule: messenger RNA, 701 nt
Organism: Empidonax traillii (willow flycatcher)
Lineage: Eukaryota; Metazoa; Chordata; Aves; Passeriformes; Tyrannidae
Product: protein brambleberry-like
Exons: 7
Coding region: 1-693 (230 amino acids)
Source: RefSeq, a predicted model, not a curated record
AUGGUGAGCGGGAAAAGGGGCUGGAGCGCGGGUCAGAGCCCGGGUGCCACCUCCACCCUCGUCCCACACGGCUCCUUCUCGGCGCUGCUGGUUCUUCUCCUGGUGCCGGCGCCGCUCCGGGUGAUCCUCCUGCUCCUCUUCCUGGUUUCCAGCGCCCUUGGAAUGCCGGAGCUCUCUGCCCUCCUGGUCCUUGCUGUGGCAGGACGGUGGCUGGUGGCAUCCAGAGGGAUCCGGCCGGGGUUUUCCCGGGAAAAAGGCCAUCACCGGCUCACCUCCACCCCGGAGAGGGAAUGCGACCUGGAGCUGCUGCAGGAGGAGCUGGACAGGCUGCAGAUGAGCUGCGUGCGAGAGCCCUCGAACCCGGAGCAGCCCCAGGAGGUGGCCAAGGACGUUCCUGGCGCCGUGGGAUGGGAGUCACCCGUUCCUGGUGGCCGGAGGAUGAGGCAGAGCUCGGGUGGGGCGAUGCCGGAGCCGCUCACGGACACCGGGAAGCACCGGGAGCCCAAACCCUUCAUCCCGAGGGCCACCACGUCCCCGUUGUCCCCGCGUUCCCUGUGCCGGGCGCUCACCAGGGCUGGGCAGCGAUGCCGGAAGAAAGGAAUUCCCGGGAAGGACUUGUGCCACAUCCACGCCUCCGGCAGCAGCUUGGCCACGGAUUCAUCCCCUGCUUUUGACCCUCCACCUCCUCCCUGAGGGGUUUG